Molecule: messenger RNA, 2654 nt
Organism: Arabidopsis arenosa
Lineage: Eukaryota; Viridiplantae; Streptophyta; Magnoliopsida; Brassicales; Brassicaceae
Source: the annotation of a GenBank genome assembly
CCCAGGUGAAAUCAUUCGCAGCCCAGCUAAUUCAAAAUCUUCCCCCUCCGAGUUCCAUCGGCGAUUUUUUUCUCUCCGGUGCCGUCGUCUUGUUCCCGUUGAUCAUUUACCGUGAGCGUCUAGUACAGAUACAACUGUAAAGCGAUUCAAUCGUUGGUUUUCAAGGGUGAUACUGAGCAGAUUUUGCCAUGGCUGCACCUGCUAAAAGAAGUUCUACAGAUACUCAGGAGAAAGAUCUAAUGCUCGAUAAAGACAUGGAAAACGAUACAUGGAACUUUAAGUCAAUGACAGAUGAUGAUCCAAUGGAUUUUGGCUUUGACUCACCAGCAAAAAAUAAGAAGAAUGCCUUCAAGCUGGAUAUGGGUUUUGAUCUGGAUGGAGAUUUUGGAUCAUCAUUUAAAAUGGACAUGCCAGACUUUGAUUUCUCAAGCCCAGCCAAGAAAACCACAAAAACGAAAGAAAGCUCUGAUGAUAAACCUAGUGGAAAUUCAAAACAGAAAAAGAAUCCAUUUGCCUUCUCUUACGACUUUGAUGCGUUAGACGACUUUGAUCUUGGUUCAAGCCCCCCGAAGAAGGGAAGCAAGACUACGACCAAGACCAUGGACUGCGAAGAAAUUUCUGCAAGUAGAAAGAUUGAUAAGUCAGACGAUUUGGACUUUGGUCUAGACUUACCAAUAACUAGACAAGCUCCCUCCAAGGCAAAUACAGAUGUUCAGGCAAAAGCUUCAGCUGAAAAAGAGAACCAAAAUUCCAAGACUACAGAGACUAUGGUUGUUAAUAAGAGCACACACUCGAAUCAAGCUGCAUUAGAGAGCAUGGGAGAUUUUGAGGCGGUGGAAUCACCUCAGGGUUCAAGAAAAAAAACCCCACAAACUCAUACAAUGUGUGUGCAAGCUCAAUCCGUAGAUACUUCACCAUUGAAGACAUCAUGUUCAAUGGUUGAAGAAAUGGAUGAACCAUGUCCUUCAAAUGAGACCGUAGCACCCUCGCCAUUACAUGCUUCUGAGAUUGCACAUACUGCAGUAAACAGAGAAACCAGUCCAGAUAUCCAUGAACUCUGCAGGUCUGGUACAAAAGCAGACUGUCCUAGAGAUCCAGAAAAUGCCAACAAGAAAAUGAUUUCCACCAUGGAAUCAAGUUAUGAGAAGAUAGAACAGACUUCACCAAGCAUCUCAUCUCAGUUAUGUUCAGACAAGAUAGAACAUCAACAGGAAGAAAUGAGUACAGACACUCAGGCAGAAAUACAGGAUAACACUAAAGGAGCACUGUGUGACCCAGAUGCUGGACAUUCUCUAAUAACCCUCUCAGGCAAAAUAUCACCAGGCACUCAUCCAAGCCAAACUGCCAAGGUACAAGAUUUGAGUGAAAAGCUACCACUGGAUCCGUCCCACAGCAUGCCAGGGCUCAAUAAUUUGAGGGCCAUGCAAAACAAAGAUUCAGGACUUAUCAGAUCCAGAUUUUUUAAGAAGCCAGAAAAUACAGAAUCCCAUGUGCUUGAGUCUUCUCCAAUUCAAACAGAGAUUCAGCCUAUUAGCCGAGAAAACAUGGGGUCGAGUUUGAACCCUACAAAUAAUAGACAUGAUAUUAAAGACGCGUUACCUGGAUCCAAAACUAGAUCAUGUCCAAUUGAGCUUGUCAACACGGAUUCCGCCAAAAAUGCAGCAAAUGUUAAUACGAGCAGCAGUUCUCAUGUAAAGAUCAUCCACAAGGCCCACUCAAAUGCCAAGACUGUAGAAAAUGUGGCUGGACAGAUGGAUCAUUUAAAGCUGCAAGCUAAAAAUACAACUAGAGAAAAGUCCAUCUUGCAGAUCAAUAUAAGCUCAAAACUCGAUGCUUCUAGCUUGACUCAGAAACUAAGCAAACAUUUGAGUUCCGGAGCUGAAUCUUUGCAGAAGCCCAAAAUGAUAUCUCUCGAAAGGCCUAAACUUGGAAAUAUUACGGCUGAUCUGCGUGCAGUGAAAACUCAAAGGGCCAUUGGAGUAAAUAUAGACCAACCGAGUUCGGCAGUGCAACCAGAACUUAGCUCUUCCAUAAGCAAGGAGAGAAAAACUGAAGCACCAGUAAAAAAGAGCUCUGAGAUUCAUCAUUUGGCUCCUAGGGACAAAACACAAAUCCUGCACUGCCCAUCUUCUUUAAAGCGGAAAGCUCUUGAUGAGGAUGCAGAUAGAUCACUGAAGCCACAGCUUAAACGCUUUUCCAUGUCUCCAAGAGAAAACAGGAACGUUGAGGAGCUCACACAUAGAGCUGUGCAAGGAAAGUUUUCAAGCCAAGAGAGUAGAAUAGAUAAUACUACAACCAAGGAGCCUGUCAAGGAAAGUCCACAGACUAAGUCUCAUUACCAGAACAUAAACAUGGCAAAUCUGGAAAUCCCAAUCACGGAGAAUGCUGACAACAUAGAGAAAGCUGAAGCAUAUACAAAAGAACUCGACAAUAUUUGCAACAUCCUGAAGAAGAAACAUGAGGAAGCAAAAGAGUUACUUGUCCGUGCUGUAGUAAACAACAAUAAGCUACUGAUGCUCAACCAUCCUUUAUAUGAAGACCAGAUAUCCUUUUCAUAGACUUUUUUUAAUGCCAUUGUUAGAUUUUGUCUAUGUAUAGCAGUAUAUAUGAACUGUUUUGUGUGUGUUUCCCCUUAAUAAUCAGAAACAUUCGUA